This is a messenger RNA of Conger conger (European conger), 3618 nucleotides long. RefSeq names its product CAP-Gly domain-containing linker protein 4-like. The transcript has 16 exons. The record is from RefSeq and is a predicted model, not a curated record. Gene Ontology annotation, molecular function: microtubule plus-end binding. Bases 554 to 2770 code for a protein of 738 amino acids. Gene Ontology annotation, cellular component: microtubule plus-end; cytoplasm; nucleus. NCBI's taxonomy places the organism in Eukaryota, Metazoa, Chordata, Actinopteri, Anguilliformes, Congridae. Gene Ontology annotation, biological process: cytoplasmic microtubule organization.
AUUCAGUAGGCACACUCAGACAUGCUAGUCUGCAUGUAGCUGGCUGAGUGAGUGAGUGAGUGAGUGAGUGAGUGAGUGAGUGAGUGAGUGAGUGAGUGAGUGAGUGAGUGAGUGAGUGAGUGAGUGAGUGAGUGAGUGAGUGAGUGAGUGAGUGAGUGAGUGAGUGAGUGAGUGAGUGAGUGAGUGAGUGAGUGAGUGAGUGAGUGAGUGAGUGAGUGAGCAUGCGCUGAGUGUAGGUGUGAUAUUGCAUGAGAGAGUGAUAGUGUGUGUGUGUGUGUGUGUGUGUGUGUGUGUGUGUGCGUGCAUGCGCUGAGUGGAGGUGUGAUAUUGCAGGAGAGAGUCACAGAGACACUGAGAGGGAGGGGUGGGAUUCCAGGGAAGUCUGUGCUGUAAAUAGCCACAUGAUGCUGAGUGUGACUGGAGAGUGCUGCACGGGGCGGGGGCGCUGGACCCUGGACAGAGAGGGACGAGCUGGGGGCACAAGCGGGAGUCAGUCAAGUUGUUCAGUUCAGGAACUCUGCACUAAAUUACCAGGCUGGAUAACCAGGGCCCCAUGGAGGAAACUCUGAGCGAGACAGUCAAUGGUGACGACAGCCCCGAGGGGGACAUGACCAAGGAGGACGUGCCCGAGUCCUCGGGGGGGGACUCGGUCCUGGGGCCACACCGCAGCCUCUCACCCGACGCCGACCGGCCCGUUGUCCACCAGGUGGCGUCGGCCCCCAUGCCCUCCGACUGCGAGUUCUCCUUCUUCGACCCGAGCGACCCUCAGUGCCGGGAGGUUCUGCUGGACCCGGGCACCAGUGUGGCGGAGCUGUUCGCCGUGCUCAGACAGUGGGUCCCCCAGGUCCAGAAGAACAUCAGCCUGAUCGGCAACGAGAUUCUGAAGCGAGGGUGUGGUGUGAACGAUAGGGAUGGCCUCACUGAUAUGAGCCUGCUCCAUUACACCUGUAAAGCAGGAGCACCUGGCAUUGGUGACACAGACACAGCGGCGAGCUUUGCGCGGCAGCUCCUGUGUCUUGGCGCUCUGCCAGGCCUGCGCAGCCGCUGGACCAACAUGAACGCCCUGCACUACGCUGCGUACUUCGACGUGCCUCCACUCAUACGCGUGGUGCUGCAGGCCUCUCAGCCUGGGGAGGUGGACGCCACCUGCAGCGACUUCGACUUCGGCACCUCCCUGCACAUCGCCGCCUCCAACCUGUGUCUGUCCGCCGCCAAGUGUCUGCUGGAGCUGGGCGCCAAUCCCGCCUUCAGGAACGAGCGGGGGCAGUGUCCUGUAGACGUGGUUCCCGAGCCCCUGGAGAUGCCCCUGGAGAUGGCGGACGCGGCCGCCCUGGCCAAGGAGAUGCGGGCCCUGCUGAAGGACGCCCUGCCCCAGCCCUGCGCCCCCAUCCUGUCCCGCCCCACCGGGGUGCUCUCCGACAAGGCCAAGGCCCAGCUUCGCACCAUGGGCAUCCAGAUCGGGGACCGCGUGGUCAUCGCCGGCCAGAAGGUUGGCACCCUGCGUUUCUGUGGCAGCACAGACUUUGCCGGUGGUCAGUGGGCCGGGGUAGAACUUGUUGACCCAGAGGGGAAGAACGACGGCUCUGUGGCGGGGGUCCAGUACUUCAGCUGCCUCCCAAAACACGGUAUCUUUGCGCCCCUGUCGAAAAUCACCAAGCCAUCGGAGCGUCGCAGGAACGCGCCCCUGAGAAGCUCCACCCCCCUGCGCAGCACCCGGCUCGACCUGUCCCACGUCACCUCCAAGGUGAACACAGGGAAAGCAACUCCGUCCGUCAAAAAAACAGACGAGAAACAGAAAGAGUCUGUUGAGGGUGCCAGUGACCUGGUGGACAAGACAGGCAUUCUCUCCCGAAGCUGCUCCUCCUCCUCCUCCUCUCUGGAGUCCAGACACGGCCCUGCGUCUCGGCCCCGCCCGCUGCCACGGCAACGCCCCCCCGCACGGAUACGCCGAGAGCGGGCCACGCCCAGCUCCAAGGCCACGCCCCAGACCGCUCAAACAGCAGCUGGCCCCAGAACGCGCACGCCCUCGGCGAGCAGCUCUGUGUGCGAGGGGUCAGAGGUCAGGCUGGGGGAGCGCGUCCUGGUGGUGGGCCAGCGGACCGGCGUGGUCCGCUUCUACGGCAAGACCAGCUUCGCCCCAGGGUUCUGGCUGGGCGUAGAACUGGACAAGCCCAGUGGGAAGAAUAACGGCUCGGUGGGGGGGGUGCAGUACUUCAGCUGCCCCCCCAAACACGGCGUCUUCGCCCCUCCCUCACGCGUGCAGAGGAUUCACGGCUCUCUCGACUGCCUGUCAGAGCUCACCUCCUCCCGACUGAACCGCUCCUUUACCGGUAUCCGCCGUAGCUUCAGCACGUCCUCGGCCAUCUCCCCUCAGAGGGAUCAGAGCCGGAAGAGUCCGGUCAGCAGGACUCGCCCCGCCUCUCUCAGACGCAGGUGGAGCACGGUGGGCGGAGGGGCCGGGCCCUCGGCGGGGGGCCGCGGCAGCCCCGCCCCGGCGGGCCCCGAGCGGGCGGUGAGCCUGCACCUGGGCAUGCAGGUGCUGCUGACCAGCGCCAACGAGAUGGGCUGCAUCCGGUACCUGGGCCCGGCGGACUUCGCCCCGGGGCUGUGGCUGGGUCUGGACCUGCGGGCGCCGCGGGGGAAGAACGACGGCGCCGUGGGCGGGCAGCGCUACUUCACCUGCCGGCCGGGCCACGGGGUUCUGGUGCGGCCCAGCCGCGUCACCUACCGGGGCAUCAACGGGGGGAGGCUGGUGGACGAGCUCAGCUGAGCGGGGGAGAGGGGAGGGGGUGGGGGGAGGUCCCGUCUGCUGCAGCCCGGCUGCCGGGCGGACAUUUUGUUCAUUACGUCAGAAAACUAUUUUUAAUACCCUGAUGAUGUUGAAGACGUCGUGCUGUGGGAUACGCUGGCUUGGAUGUGUUGGGAGCUGAGGGGUCCGCAGCUGCCACACCGCACUGCCACACCACACUGCCCUUCUGUAUCUGCCCCCCCACCAGUACUCUGUCCUAUACCCCUCCCCCCACUUCCCCUCAGACGCACACAGACGCACACAGACGCACACACACACGCAGACAGACACACACACACAGACACUCACACACAGACACACACAGACACACACAGACACUCACACACAGAGACACACACACACGCACAGACAGUCACACACACAGACACAGACAGACAGACACGCGCGCACACACAGACACACAUGCACACAGACAGAGAGACGGACAGACACACACAGACACACACACAGACUGACACACACGCACACAGACACGCACACAGACACGCACACACAGUUCCACUGACUCCCUGAAUAUUUCCUUGUUGCCCCUGAGAUAAACUGCCCCGGUCUGAAUUUCUCUCGCAUCAGGCCACUCCCCCAAGGACAUUUCCACCAUCCCCCGCCGUCCCGAUAACCCCUCCCACAUUACGGCACUUUAAAACAGCAGGCGCGGCGGUUAAAUCCCGCGUUUCACCCCCGUGCCUCGCUAAUAAUGUCUGUGAAUGAGCGAGCAAAGAAAACCGGGCUUUGCACUUUUAAAAACGCUUUUCCUGACGCCAGGCUAAUUUGUGCAGGGUUGUAAAGCUAGCUUCUCUCUGGCAGCCGUU